Molecule: messenger RNA, 378 nt
Organism: Mycosarcoma maydis (corn smut)
Lineage: Eukaryota; Fungi; Basidiomycota; Ustilaginomycetes; Ustilaginales
Exons: 2
Coding region: 1-378 (125 amino acids)
Source: RefSeq, a predicted model, not a curated record
AUGUCAUCGGCAAAGAAGCUCACCCAAUCGCAGAAGGAGGUCCUUGCCCUUUAUCGGAGAGGGCUCCGGAUGAUCAAGACUAAGGAUCAGGAGCACCGCAGAGACUUUACAAUCUACUUGCGCUACUUCUUCAAACAUCCAUCUUGGGGCGGUGGACUUCGCAGAAGAGACUUUUCCCAGAUCGAAUAUAUGCAGCGAAAGACGGCGAGGCUACUUGAAACAACGUUCGAGCCAAAAGCGGUUAAGCACAUCAACCUUCCCAAAGACAUCGAAAGCGACAUGCAAGAGCUCGGACUUGCACAUUGGAGACGUGUGUUCCGCGAUGCCAGCUCGACUUCUUCGUCGCCCCAGUCAGCACCAAUACGCUCAUCGAGUUGA